Messenger RNA from Fusarium verticillioides 7600, 2941 nucleotides. RefSeq lists its product as hypothetical. The record is from RefSeq and is a predicted model, not a curated record. The coding region runs from base 2395 to 2724 and encodes 109 amino acids. The transcript has a single exon. Lineage: Eukaryota; Fungi; Ascomycota; Sordariomycetes; Hypocreales; Nectriaceae.
CACCAAGAAUAAAAAGUCUGCCGAGACCUGUCGCGAAUUGAAUCAGGGAGGAUCACAUCCCCCUUUCCUUUCCUUUCCGAGACCGCCGAGACAAUUCAUCGAUGCGCGCCGUCGCCCAGUUAUGCCUCCCCGCCGAUAUGCGCAAUUUUGUGUACAGAUAGAAAGUAUCAGGAAUUGCGCCCAGUCAUUACAGUCAAGUUCGUCUGCCACAACGAAUACAAACGUCUCGUAAUGUCAAAAAUUCGAUUAUCUUAUAUGGCUGUUCCUCUGGGCCAGCAAUGGAAUACUAUGACAGAUAUUAGUUUGAAGCACGCCAAUAUCUGCGCUUGUUUCACUGUCAUGCGAUGCCUCCAUCAUGGUUAAGCAAAACAGCCCGCCACGCAAGCUGCACCAGGACCCGUUCUGCGCCACCGUUUCUCGCAUCUUCGAUCGAUGCGGUAUUGUAACUCAUCAGUGUCAUUUGGCCAGAAUCAUCUGGCGUGGACAGGGUCUCUAAACUACGAAUGUGUAGUCUUGAGAGAACGUUUGUAUUCGUUAAAUUGGUUGAACGCAACGAGUAACCAUAUCUAGAUCGUCAAUCUGUAAGAUGUAAUUGGCAUAUAAUAUCAAUACAGACGACAGUGGUAAUUUCAAGAUGCCUCAAGAGCGGCGAAACACAAAACGGCUGGACUCCCAAAAAUGUGACAGCUCAUGAAGUUGCGACGUCGGUCGCCAAUAACCCUAUGUCAUCACUGUGGCGAUUGUAGGUCCAAUUACUGUCCCGAUUACGACGUAACUAAGCGGUUUCCUUAUUUCUCUCCUACUGCUAUGUUCAAUCUACUUCUAUAUGACGAGACUCAACUUGCCCAGUCGCGACACAGUCGCAUCAGGACUCAGCGCAACCUUUUUGGCAUCGGACUGUGCCACUUUGUGCCAUGGAACUCGAGCGGGACUCAACGGGUGCAAAUAGUGGCUAAUCCGUUGGGCACAUGGAUAUGAGAAACAAGAGCAAAGUUCCGAAGUACGCAAUGAGAACCUAGCGACGCCACAUGCCAAAGAAACCAGUUGGGUGGGUGGUGAUAAGAAGUAAACCUGUCUGCCUGUGAGGCAAUACGUAUAUCCUGUUAGGCGCAGUUCGAUUUAAAUGCAGAUACGUUUCUGCUACAGCAAAGUGUGUAUAAAUGUAAGGAUAAAUGCCGAAUCUCGUCGCAUUGCUUGAUAGACAAAAUAGACAGCACAGGUAGGCAGACGAACAAGGGUAGGAGGUAACAGAUACACACACCGUAUCUUUUGUGCGCCGCGCCCUGAUCGCGAGAGCAAAUCGGAUAGGCCCUGUCACCUCGAUAUCGAAUAUGCGUAUUAUCUACCUACCUAUCUCGCUUGUCGCAGAUAGUCCCAGCUGGUGGCGGAGCCUUGGAGUCUCGUGGAAGACAUAUCCGAGAGACAUCUGGAGAUGAGGUGACCACGGCCCAGGCUCGUCUCAUAACUCCAAGCUGGGCUGUGACGAACGCUGAUUCGGUCGAUGGAGCCUUUCCUUGUCGCAUCUGGUUUUUUUUUUUUUUUUUUUUUGUUGUUGACCACGAUCACCUAAAUUUUGCGCCAGCGCAUCCAAACGUGGAUAAUCCAGGGCGGGGCGGUGACAGCGUGCGCGCAAGCGUCAUGCUUGAUGGACGGUGGGCGCAUCGCAUGCUUUGCUCUCAAUGUAACGCUGUGCGACACAGAGAAAGACGAGAUAUGGGAUAUGCGCUUUGGUUAUGGACGGCGCAUUUACUGCGACAUCUUUCUUAUCACGGCGGUUAGAAGAUUGUGCUAUGAAGUCUACUAUAGAAGGCAAUGCGAAAAGAUAUCAUGCAGCGCAUUGCGCAUCUUUGGUUCGCAACAUGUGGCAAGGGUUUGCUUGGCUUGUCCAGGAUAUGCAUGUUCCGGACUAGUCAGUCACGGGUCCUUGAGGGCCCUCAAUAUGCAUGGGCUGGUUGGUGUAUUCCAUAUCCUUUGAACUGUGGCCAUUCUAAGGGUCCACGAGUCUGAUAUACAGUUGAAUAGAUUAGACGUACGUACUGAUACAGGAUAAUAAACAACAUACUUGUGGUCGGAUUGAGACUAUUGAGUCUCUGUCGGACCAGAAAAGAGACCAAUUGGGGUGCCGCCAUCACAACGGAUCCAUGGGACCAUCAUCCACAUCCAUAGCUACCUCCACGUUCACUCACAUUCACGUUCACGCGUGCUCUGGCCUCAUGCUGAAACAAAACAAGCCGAACGUGUGGCCAAGGUCCAAUCCAAGAUGCCAUUCCACCAUCUUUCUCGUCCCUCGUACGCCGCAAGCUAAUCGCUACGACCGCUGCCUGAACGGUUCAAGAUGAAACCCUAGAGAAGGGAAAUUGAUCGACCAGGCCCAGGCGCCGAACGAGGGUUAUCAUGACACGGACAAUUGGCUGUUCCUGUUGGUGGGGGACGAGGAUGAAUGUAAUGUCAACGCAAUUGACUGAGGUUCUGAACAGGCGCAUUUCCAUUCUUCGGUACCAUCAAUCUCUGUUCAACAGGAACGACUAUUAUUGUAAUUCUAUUUUGAGCGCUUUGAACCUUUGGAGGUAUGCGCCUGGCACACAAAGGCUAGCUGAGCUCUUGACGCUUGGAUUUCUUUUGUCUCGGAAUCACUCGCAAGCUAAGCGCAUCAUCCCUCGGAGUGGUCAAUGGCCAUCAUGGAAGCGCAAGUUGAUAAUGAACUGGCGCAACUUCACUCCUUAGUCGCUGAUUUGCGCAUCAGAAGGCCCUGUAUGGCGUUGUUUUUUAAUCAUGUGGGAUUGAAGCGCACCGAAUACUUUGCUGUCCAUAUCAUAAGAAUCUUGUCGGGUAAGUGUUCGAUAGCUAGGUAGUUUGUAGUACCAAAAAAACUGGAACAUCAAGGUGUCAUAAUCAAUAUCGCCACAAAGGGGUGUCUCUCAUAUUGCAUCUUCAAGGGCAC